Molecule: messenger RNA, 3575 nt
Organism: Schistocerca gregaria
Lineage: Eukaryota; Metazoa; Arthropoda; Insecta; Orthoptera; Acrididae
Product: cardioacceleratory peptide receptor-like
Exons: 11
Coding region: 566-1804 (412 amino acids)
Biological process (GO): G protein-coupled receptor signaling pathway
Cellular component (GO): membrane
Molecular function (GO): vasopressin receptor activity
Source: RefSeq, a predicted model, not a curated record
UCCCUCAGUAGCGGCCGCGCCGCCUCGCCGCUCACACUGCCAGUGGCCUGCGCUGCGCUGCGCUCCGCCGCGCCACGCCACGCGCCAAGUCCGAGCAGCUCGCGACGCGCCGGCUCCCGUUCCGUACCGCAGAGUUCCGUAUACCGGUCUCAUCCGCCGUGCGUCUCGCCACACUUGUUCGGUGCCAAGCGUUGGGACGAUUCCCUGUCCCUCGCCCGUCCAUUGUUACCUGACGCGGGGGCAGUGAGUGUCGCUCGGUUUGCGCGAUGGGGGCCAUGGAGGAGGAGCCACCCCCGGCGGCGGUCACCAGCCCCGACUCGGAGGCGGCACUGACUUCGCCUGCGCCCUCACCUGCUGUCGUCGUUACGACCACAGCUGUCCCUGACUGGUCCACCACAGACUUCAGCGGGCUCCUCUACACUGCAGCCACCGCCGGCGAGGACAUCAAUUCCUUCUACUUCUAUCAGGUAACUGCAGUGGUGCACGCUGGAGGUAAUUCGAUGUGGCUUGCGCUGGGCGUCACUGAUGACUACUUGUCAACUGUUCUGUCCUGAGCUGUCCAAUUAUGACCCUCAGCAGGUGGCGGAAGACGGAGCAGCUGACGGUGCUGUGGAUCCUUUUCGCUCUGAUCGUGCUCGGCAAUUCGGCCGUGCUCAUAGCGCUCUACCUCAACAAGAACCGGAAAUCCCGCAUGAACUUCUUUAUCAUGCAACUGGCUUUAGCAGACCUGACGGUCGGCCUCAUCAACGUGUUGACGGACAUCGUGACGAGGAUCACCAUUGUGUGGUACGCGGGCAACGUGGCCUGCAAGAUCGUACGCUUCCUGCAGGCAGUCGUUACGUACUCGUCGACCUACAUGUUGGUGGCACUGAGCAUUGACCGCUACGACGCAAUCACGCACCCCAUGAACUUCUCAGGAAGCUGGAGGCGGGCACGAGCGCUCGUGGUGACAGCCUGGGGUCUCAGCUUCCUGUUCUCCAUACCCAGCAUGAUCUUUUUCGAGGAGCAGCCCAUCCAAGGACACGCGCAGUGCUGGAUCGACUUCCCGCACAACUGGCAGUGGCAGGUCUACAUGACGCUGGUGGCGGUGGCGCUGUUCAUCGUGCCCACGGUGAUCAUCUCGGCGUGCUACGCCGUCAUCGUGUUCACCAUCUGGAGCAAGAGCAAGCUGCUGGCGCCCAGCGUGCGGCCGUCCAGGUACUCCGCCAGCCGUGGCAACAGCCGUGCGGGCAGCGGCGUCAGCAGGGGUCCGGCGCCGAGCUUCUCGGACGACCAGGACUGCCGGCGCGCCAGCUCGCGGGGACUCAUACCCCGGGCCAAGAUCAAGACCGUCAAGAUGACGUUCGUCAUCGUCUUCGUGUUCGUGCUGUGCUGGAGCCCGUACUUCGUGUUCGACCUGCUGCAGGUGUUCGGCCACGUGCCGAGGACGCAGACGAUGGUGGCGCUGGCGACAUUCAUACAGAGUCUGGCGCCGCUCAACAGCGCAGCCAACCCGGUCAUCUACUGCGUCUUCUCCACGCAGAUAUGCCGCACCCUCAGGAAGCUGCCGCCGCUGCGCUGGCUCUCGGUGUGCUUCCCACGGCAGGCCGGCCGCGAUGGACGGCGCAUCCGCUACGACACCACCUCCACCGUCACCGAGACGCUCACCCAGCCGUCGUCGCGACGCCGCACCUCCGCCUCCGUCGUCUUCCGCCCGCACGACGCCACCGUCUCCGUCAGGCUUCUGCCCGCCUCUGGCCGCCGCUUCUCCAACUACGGCAACAGCGCCGCGAGCGCUACCAGUGUUGCCACGUCGGCCGUCUGACGCAGCUCGCAGCGGUUUCCCGCAGUGCACCGCUUCGCAACUACCACCACCGUAGUCUUCCGGCCAUUCGACGCCGCUUCCGUGGCCAACACCAUUCCCAGGAUGCGUCGGCUUUCCACUUUCGGCAGCAGUGCUCGCGACGACGAUGUUACGACGUCAGCCGUUUAACGACUAUUACUGUCGAGUUGGUUAGCUCUGUGUUCUGGCCAUCUGUCUUUCGUGAACCCCAGUGUAACGUUUUUAUGUUACUUGUGUGUGUCACAUUAUCUCCGCUCGUCACUAGCCACCAGCCAUGCCAACAGCGGCCAACAAGAAUGUGUCUUUUGUAACGGUGCUGUUGACAACGGUGACAGCGACUUCAGCAGGUCCAGAACGUCCUUGUCUAGAGUUAAAUCCAACUUGUAAAUAAUCACCAAGUUUCUGUGUGCCUCCAGAUUUUUAGGUACAUUGCAUCAUCACCACUGGAGUCCUACAACCGAUAUAGAACUCCUCCAUAUUUUGGGAGCUACACAGUGACUGCUAGCGACAUUGGUCGAAAAAUUGUAUCAGUUAAAGAUAUCUCCACUGACUUGUCAUCACUGCUCCAACCUUCAUGCUAUAUUAUGUCACUGUUAAUUUUUAUGCAUUGGCAGAUACAUGUGUCCAUUCAGACUUGAGCAGUGCUCUUCGUUAUAGCGAGACCGUUUGAAUGAUCACCAAAUUCACAUGGACCACCUUAGUACCUGUCCACAUGUUGUACCUGCUGUAGCUUAGACCCAGUACGUUGUGAUGCUGUUCCAGUCUUGAUGGGAAGUGGACGCUGAUAUAAGAUAUUUGGUCAUUAACUUGAACCAAAAGAUCCAGGAACUUAAGUCAAUCAACUGAUGAAGUGUCAAGUGAAGACUGAGUGUUUACUAGUGCAAAAACACUUCUGAGAAUAUUUGUUAAAUAUAAUAGAUGUGCAUUUAUCUGCGACAUGCCCACAGGUAUGGACGAAAUGUGGGCCAAAACAUCUCUGAUGUAUCAGCUCAUUCAGGCUGUUGAUUCAUCGUGACCAAGAUGUCAUUUGAAGUCUGUAAUAUAUAAACUAGUCCAAAUCGUAUGGUGCACACACCCAGACAGCACACGCUAUCACUGGAAAUUUUCCCACCGUUGUAAAUCGCAAAUUUUUGUCUAUUUGCGAGACAUACUUGCUGCAAGAAACUUUAUUCCUUGUAGUUCGGCUUGCAGUUAACAAAUCUGCAGACGUGAGAACGCUUCUUAUAUAUAAACUUGGAACAUAUUCAUCGUCUAUUUCUCAAGUACUCACCAGUUAAUGACAGUGAAAUUUAUAACCUCUGCUUUGAUAUUUGUUGAAAACUUUGCUGUACAACUUAAUUACAGUUAGUGAACCCUAAUGUGAAUGACACUGUACUAAAGGGAAAAAGUUUGCAGGAGCUAUGUAUGGGAAAAUAACAGAAAACAAGAAAGUAGGCGGAACACCUUCACUAGCUUGUAUAGUCUAAGGAAACUGAGAAUGCAGUAUGUAGGAAAGUUAAAGAACUGAGUUUUAAUGUUUGUGUAAGAUCUUGAUAGGUGAAGAACGAUGGUGAGGUACUUGACAAUCUGUAAUUUGACAAAAAUAAAACUCUCAUGUGUUGGUUGUCACAUGCUUUAGUUCCUGUGAUAAUGUAGCGUUAUUUUUCAGUGUGUCUAAAUUUUAUCCGUGAUUAUCCUAGCAAAGACAGCACUUCACAUAUCAGGUAAUCGAAUGUCGCUUGAACAUUGCUUUUAUAGCAUCUGUGUGACUGAA